CCCUAGUCGACAUUUGCUAGAGGCGCAAAAACAUCGAGAGAGUCCUUUCCAGUACGCAACACAUUCGAAAGCGACAACCACAAAUACCGUCGCCAUGCCUACCCGUUUCUCGAAGACCCGCAAGCACCGCGGCCAUGUUUCUGCCGGUCACGGUCGUGUAGGAAAGCACAGAAAGCAUCCGGGUGGUCGUGGUAUGGCCGGUGGUCAGCACCACCACCGUACCAACAUGGAUAAGUACCAUCCCGGUUACUUCGGUAAGGUUGGUAUGCGUUACUUCCACAAGCAGCAAGCCCACUUCUGGAAGCCCGUCAUCAACCUCGACAAGCUCUGGUCUCUCGUCCCCACCGAGACCCGCGACGCCUACGUCUCCGGUGCCAAGAAGGACACCGUCCCCGUCCUCGACCUCCUCUCCCUCGGCUACUCCAAGGUUCUCGGCAAGGGUCGCCUGCCCGAGAUCCCCCUCGUCGUCCGCGCCCGCUGGGUCUCUUCUCUCGCUGAGAAGAAGAUCAAGGAGGCUGGCGGUGUUGUCGAGCUCGUUGCGUAAUUGACGAGUCGUCGGAAAGAAGAAAGUGUUUUAUCAUGAAACGGCGGAUGAUUCUAAAAAGAGAAAAAAGAGGAACCUAAGAGAAGCAAGGGCAUUGGGGCUCUUGUGGAUUUAUUUUGUUGUUGAAACCGGUUUACUUACUUUUUGUAAAGGGUCCCUCCCAUACUGGUGCGGGCCUGGGUUGGUCGGCUUCGAGCAUUGCAUCUGGGACUCUGGAACGGAGUUUAACGAAUAAAAUCGAAAUUAUCACCCAU
Molecule: messenger RNA, 798 nt
Organism: [Torrubiella] hemipterigena
Lineage: Eukaryota; Fungi; Ascomycota; Sordariomycetes; Hypocreales; Clavicipitaceae
Source: the annotation of a GenBank genome assembly